This is a messenger RNA of Xenopus tropicalis (tropical clawed frog), 3469 nucleotides long. The record is from RefSeq and is a predicted model, not a curated record. NCBI's taxonomy places the organism in Eukaryota, Metazoa, Chordata, Amphibia, Anura, Pipidae.
UAUGACAGGCUAUGUUCGCUGACAGUAGGCAGAUUCCGGUGCCGGUUAUGUUGUUGUGAGUGGGCCUCAGUAAGCCAUAGCUGGUGAUAUAGGCGUGGGAAUGCAGUGAAUUCAUAGUACGAAAUCUUAGUAUACAGCCUCCUGGUGUUUUGGUUAGACUGGUAAUUCCGGGCGGGGAAUGCCGGCGCUUAAGGGGUUACACGGAUGCGCCCCGCCCAGCUCUCUGGCUCCAGUACACGUUUGGCUCAGAGGGGAUGGGACAGUGAGCCGUGUGGCUGCCCGGGGAGAGAAGUUGGGAGCGCUGCACAAAGGGCACAUGAGCUGGAGGCAGGUGGUUUGAAGCUUCACAGAUGAUGGAACCACUGUCAUGUCUUUGGGCCGCCUCCUCCGUCGUGCGUCCUCCAAGGCCUCCGACUUCCUGACACUAAGUUCUGGGGGAGGAUCGUCCUCCAUAUUGGAUGGGGAGAUUAUUUUCUCCAAGAACAAUGUUUGUGUGCAUCCCCCGGAGUUGCUGCAGGAUGUGGGAUCCCAUCACCCCGGGUACCUGUGUGUGUACAUGGAGAAAGAUGAGUUUCUGGGUACCACCCUGAUCCUGGCCUGGGUCCCAAACUCUCGUAUCCAACGUCAGGAUGAAGAAGCUCUGCGUUAUAUCACCCCUGAGAGUUCGCCUAUUCGCAAAAACCCACGUAAAAGAAACCGCCAACCUCCAGGCUCUGCUCCCACCACACGUAGCAAACCUGCCAUAAUCUCCAAAGAAGAUGUGGGAAGGGAAGUUAAUUCCCCCACUGAGCGAGACCCUUCUUAUGGCUCUGCAGAGGGGGUUGAGGAAGGGACAGAGCAGGGGGAAGAUGAAAGGUCUCUGGAUUUAUCAUCAGAUGAAGUGAGCAAAGACAGCACCCUGGACUCAGAUUCUGAUGCCUUCUCUUCGCCAUUUUGCCUGUCGCCAAUUAGCGAGGCGUUGGGGGAGAGCAGCAGCUCUGUAUUUUUGGAAAAUGAAAACCGGGAUGAGAGUAACAGUCACAUGAGCAGCUACGCUUCCAGCCUGAAUGCCAACUCCCAGCUGCCAGAGAUUAAUGGGCAAGGUGUCCCUGCAAAGUGGGAGGAGCAACAGAAGCUCUUGGCACUGGAGCAGACGUGCGGGGUUUUCCGAGUGGACCUGGGUCAGAUGCGCUCACUUCGAUUCUUUUUCAGUGAUGAGGCCUGCACCAGUGGGCAGUUGGUAGUAGCCAGCAGAGAAAGUCAAUACAAAGUCUUCCAUUUCCAUCAUGGCGGCCUGGGGAAGCUGUCGGAAGUUUUUCAGCAGUGGAAGUACUGCAGGGAGACCCAACUCAAGGAGCAGCAGGUUACAGAAGACAAGACCUGCCUCCACUUCUCUAUCCAGAGGCCAAAUCUGCCUUCUUCAGAGUCUCAUCCUGAGGAAGGUAUGUACCGCCGGCUUGAUGUCACCAGCUGGUUGGAACACCUCAAUGAGGUUGGGCAAGUUGAAGAGGAAUACAAAUUGCGCAAGCUCAUAUUUUUUGGAGGGAUUGAUCCUUCCCUGCGGGGAGAAGUGUGGCCUUUCCUCCUGGGAUACUACCCAUGGGAAAUCACGUCCGAGGACAGGGAAGCCCUGCGGGUGCAUCGGAGAGAGGAAUAUUCCCAGAUCCAGAAGAAAAGAGUUUCCAUGAGCCCCACUGCCCAAAAAGAGUUCUGGAAAAAUGUGCAAUUCACAGUGGAUAAGGAUGUGGUGAGGACAGAUCGCAGUAACCAAUUCUUUCGCGGGGAAGACAAUCCCAAUGUGGAGUCUAUGAGGAGGAUCCUACUAAAUUAUGCAGUGUACAGCCCAGGAGUUGGUUAUUCACAAGGUAUGUCAGACCUAGUGGCCCCCAUACUGGCUGAAGUCCUGGAUGAGUCUGACACGUUUUGGUGUUUUGUCGGUCUGAUGCAGAACACAAUAUUUAUCAGCUCACCCCGUGAUGAGUAUAUGGAAAAGCAACUGCUGUACCUGCGAGAGUUACUGCGACUGGUGCACCCACGUUUCUAUCAGCACCUUUACUCUCUGGGGGAAGAUGGGCUCCAGAUGCUGUUCUGCCAUCGCUGGAUCUUGCUUUGCUUCAAAAGGGAAUUCCCCGACUCUGAAGCCUUAAGGAUGUGGGAAGCAUGCUGGGCCCAUUACCAGACGGAUUAUUUCCACCUCUUUCUGUGUGUCGCUAUUAUCGUUCUGUAUGGAGACGAUGUUAUCGAGCAGCAGCUGCCAACGGACCAGAUGUUGCUGCAUUUCAGCAACUUGGCGAUGCACAUGAACGGAGAGCUGGUCCUGAGAAAGGCAAGGAGUUUGCUAUAUCAGUUUCGCCUGUUGCCCAGAAUCCCCUGCAGCCUACAUGACUUAUGUAAACUGUGUAGCCCAGGCAUGUGGGAUAGCGGCUACAUUCCGCCUGUUGAGUGCACAGGUCAUCACUCAGAGUCCGAGAGCUGCCCGUAUGGAGGUACCAUGGAAAAACCAUCCCCUAAACAUCCAAAGGACGCCAAGAAGGGACUUAAAACACUUGAUAUGUUCACCUUCAAAAAAUAGAGAUGGUGUAGGAUAGCGGAUUUGAUUCUGAACCUUCUGUCCAGGCAUUAUGUUCCAGUACCAGUGAAAUACCUUUCAGUUCAACCUCAGGCACGCAUCUAGUAGAGACUGGAUUUGUCCUAUAAGCAAUUAGCUUUUUUCCUUUCCUUUGUAAUUAUGGUUCAGUGUCUCCAGACAGGCCACGUAUGUGGCACAGAAUUGCAAUGCACCUUUGUUCUGCAAAGUAGCUACGAGGCAACAUGGUUCUCAUAGGAUCGGAUUGUGCUAUUUUAAUCAUAGCCUUUUUUUACAUACACAGGGAGGUAUAUUACUAGCCCUGCCUAUUGCUUCACUUUCUGAAAAAUACCAUUAGAAAGAACGAAAGAUUCCCUCCCCGUAUAAUGCUGUAUAUAGAAAUACAAACCCAGCACCUAUGCAGUUGGCCAUUACUGGACUGAAUGGCUCAUAUAGAUGAAGAAUGCUGCCAUUUUACUCCAUGGAAAUGGUAUAUGUAAUAGCUAAUAACAAAGGGUCCUUCAUACCCCACUGUGAUUUUUUUUGGAGCUUUGGUGCACAGAAAAGAAAACGAGACAAGACAUAUGGACUGUGGACAUGAAGAAUCCCAGCAGAAAUGGAGACAGGGGUGGGACAGGGGGCUGCCCAAGGGUUUAAGGCAAGAAAAGUGGAUGCCCAGGAAUAUUUUUCAAUAAAUGUUCACAAGUGGUUAAAGCAGCUUGUUUUCCUUCAGACCUGGAGUAAGUGAAAAUGUCAGAAAAAAAUUGGAAUCUGGCCAUAGAGCCAUUACCAGCGAAGUACAAUCCUCCCCCUGCCUCCUUAGCCUGCCCCUCUCUUCCUGUUGCAGGGGAAUUAUGUCAUAGAAACUGUCCAGACAGAACUUUCACUGAUCACGAUUUCUAGUAAAAUAAUUUCUCUAUCCUG